ACGGACGUUACACAUCAAAUAGCUUUGUACUACAACAGCUAAGCUAGGCUAGCCAGGACAACAGCUAAGUUAGUAUAGAUGACACGACACUCGAGGUCUGACGGAUACGCUCUCCAUUAAUCUAAUGUGGGAGGAAACAGGACUACCCGGGAAAACAUGCCAACUCCACACAUGAAGGAGGGGCUUGGAAUCGACCCUUGCACCCCUGCACUGUGAGGCGGAUGUGCUCACCAGUCGCUCACCGUGCCAGCCCUAGGAGUAACGUGAAAUGUCUAAAUUUGUCUCGUUAGUGUCAUAAAAUUUUAGGUAGGGUCUAAAACCUAAGCUCAACAGGUCAGAAAUCCAGGGAAAUACCUCGUCUAAAAAUUACUGGAUGUUGUGCGAAUUACUUUUCACGUCAUUGUGGUUCCUGUUUGUCAUCUUCUGGGUGGAGACCAGUGUGUGGUUCUUCCUCUCAAUGUUCUACCAAGACAGAGUUCUCUACCACUGGGGAGAUGGUAACAGUGCAUUUUCAGAUGAUUCUGGCCAGCUGAUAUACAUGCUGAGCAGAGUUGAUUCCCACUUGCUGAGAGAGAUGUAGACUUCAGACAUGGUGAAACGUCGCAAGAAUCUGAAGAAAAGUGGGUCGAAGAUCGGCCAGGUUAACCGGCAGCUGAGGAGAAGUUAUGAUGUAAACUUCAAGAUGAUGGUGAUAAAUGAGGCAGAGUCUUCAAACAAUUGCAAAGCGGCUGUGAAAUAUGGUGUCACAGAGUGUAAUGUACGGAGAUGGAGAGCUCAAAAAGAUGACUUUAAAAAUGCUCACGGUCAGAGAAAAGCUUUCCGUGGUCCUCGGAGCGGCCGCUUCCAAGAGCUUGACAGGAGGGUGUGCGCGUACGUGGACGAGAAACGAAAGAACGGGAUGCCCAUCAGCAGAGCUUUCAUUCGGCUCACGGCCGUGGAAAUAGCCAAAGAGCUAAACAUACCCACCGCUGACUUCAAAGCAAGCCUCGGCUGGUGUAGAAGAAUGAUGCGGCGUAACGGACUAACGCUGCGACGCAGAACAAGUCCAGCCCAGCGCCUGCCCUCUGACUUUGAAGAGAAGCUGUUGUCUUUUCAGGGCUAUGUAAUCAACUUAACGGAAAGGCACUCUUACCCACUGGAUCAGAUUGGCUAUGCUGAUCAGACACCUGUGUUUUUUGACAUGCCAACACUUGUCACUGUACACAAGAAAGGUGAGAAAUCAGUUCCCGGUAUUAUAAAAUCCACUGGAAAUGAGAAGAGCUGCGUUACCGUCAUGUUAUCCUGCCUCGCAGACGGAACCAAACUCCCUCCGUAUGUGGUUUUAAAACGUAAGACAGUACCUAAGGAGGCGAUGCCAGCUGGCAUUAUUAUACGUGCACAGGAAAAGGGCUGGAUGGAGACCAAGCUUGUAGUGGACUGGCUCAAGGUUGUGUGGGGCAGACGGCAUGGGGGACUCAGAAAACAGAGGAACAUGCUGAUUUUGGAUGCAUUUAGUGGACUCUUGUCUGAUCCAGUCAAAAAACAAGUGAAGGCGAUGAACGGCGACUUAGUGAUCAUUCCGGGGGGAAUGACAAGUCAGCUGCAGGUGUUGGAUGUUGUGGUCAACAAACCAUUCAAAGACAAUCUGCGAAAGAAAUACACAGAGUGGCUCCUGUCUGGUGAUCACGCACUCACACCGACAGGAAAAAUUCAGAAGCCUUCGGUACGUUUGCUCUGUGAGUGGAUCCUCCACGCAUGGGAUGCAGUGUCCCCAAAGAGCAUCAUCCACGGGUUUAAAAAAUGUUGUAUAUCAAAUGCCCUGGACGGCAGUGAGGAUGACGUGCUAUGGGAGGAGCCAGAGGAUGGGAGUGAGGACAGUGACACUGAGCACAGCGAGGCAGAGGAUGUUUGUGAGGAGGAAUGUUCUGUCCUGACAGAUCUCAGCUACUCUCAGGUUUAACCAGUUUGCAUUAUUUUAUUGCAAUGUUUUUUCCUUAUUCAGAUUUGUUUCAAGACUACAGUUACAGUUAGACUUCACUUUGAUGGUUAAUGGUUAAUAAAUCUAUAUUUAUAUUGCACUUAUAUUGAACGGUGUACAGCUCUCUUUAUCCCAAUUUAUUUUUGUGCUUGCAAACAC
Messenger RNA from Hippocampus comes (tiger tail seahorse), 2116 nucleotides. Its product is annotated as pogo transposable element derived with KRAB domain. Gene Ontology annotation, cellular component: nucleus. Gene Ontology annotation, molecular function: DNA binding. NCBI's taxonomy places the organism in Eukaryota, Metazoa, Chordata, Actinopteri, Syngnathiformes, Syngnathidae. The record is from RefSeq and is a predicted model, not a curated record. The transcript is spliced from 5 exons. The coding region runs from base 590 to 1939 and encodes 449 amino acids.